AUGAAGGUCAUCUCCACGGUUGUCUCAGCUUCGCUCCUGAUUGGAUCGGUAACUGGACUACUUGGCGGCACACCAGUUUCCCCCGACGGCGCUUCUGAGGACCGCCGCUUACAACAAAAAAGUUACACAACCGGCAUUCGCAUGGACAUCGACCCUAAAUCGAGCGACGAUUUCAGCUACUGUGGUGGUGUUCUUAUCUCUCGGUCUCAUGUGCUAACGACGAUGACGUGCACUUUAGAGGGAAAUGCUAAAUUCGUGUCAGUUGGUGCGAUUUAUAUUAACGGUGGUGAAGACGGCGACGAGAUUAAGGUCGUGAGCGUCACGAAACACCCGCACUUUAACAAUGAAACGCUUUCGAACAACUUUGCCGUGUUAAAGCUGGCGAGAGAAGUAAAAGCUGAUAUUAAACCAGUGAAGCUUCCGACACCUGGUACUGAAAUCCAACCUGGGAAGUGGGCGACGGCCCUGGGUUGGGGUCUUACCUCGGCUGACGGUAUGGCCUCCGAUGUGCUGCUCAAGCUGGAUCAGCAGUUGAUAUCCAACGAGGAUUGCCGCACCGUGUUUAACUCAUCCACUUUUGAUAUGACCCACGUGUGCGCUGGUGGUGAGGCGGGUAAAUCACCGUGCCAGGGAGACAUUGGUGGUCCGCUGAUCUACGAAAAUUCCAAGGGAGACUGCGAUGACGUUCUGAUUGGUUUAAUCAGCGGUGGCACUGACAUCGGCUGCGGUACCGAGGGAUACCCCGCUAUCUACUCGCGUGUAUCGUCGGUACAUGAAUGGAUCACCACUACCAUGAAGGCAUAA
This is a messenger RNA of Peronospora farinosa, 804 nucleotides long. The record is from the annotation of a GenBank genome assembly. Lineage: Eukaryota; Oomycota; Peronosporomycetes; Peronosporales; Peronosporaceae.